CUGAAUUCAACCGUCCAUGUGACACGCAGUUAGAUGUGACGUGACAGCAGCUAUCAGUCAGGCAGACAGCAGGUUGUGUCCAUCGCGAAAAACUCGUGACGUGACGUAGCCAGACAGCUGGGACGGGACAGGGAUGGUAUGGAGACGCGCCGCAAGAAGGCAGUGAAUGCGGCACCAUUGCCGCAGUUGCGAACGCGUAUCGUAUCAAGCGCUUCAGGCGGGCAGGCAGGCAGACAGACAGAAAGACAGACAGACAGACAGACAGACAAGCACAGAAAGAUCAGACAGACACACUCCCAGGCAGGCAGGCAGGCAGCCCGUGAGUGAGUGCUUGAGUCAGCCAGCCAGCCUCUCCCGACCGACCCGCACAGACACAAAGUCGUGAAUUCCUGCCUCUGCGGAUCUGAUCUGGCGAUGCUAUGCUGGACUACUCACUCAGGGGUCGCCACUCGGGAAAGAAAAAGGACUGGCAUCACACACAUGCAAUGCAAUGGCUCUCUCCCCACCCCUCUCUCUCCCUCCCUCCCCCCUCCCUCCCCCUCCGUUUCACAUCUUGCGAGAGCACAGGACGCCGUGGAUGGCGAGGGACGCGUCGUAGCAGGGCUCAUUCUGCAUCACGGUUGCGGGAGGGCUGGCCGCUGCCGACAGGGCAACACGCCUGCCCCUCUUCUCGACCCCACCCACAGCCGCAGGCGCCAUGACGCUCUCCGCCUUGUCCGCCUUGGGCGCUGAGACCUUCACCGCACCAAUCAGGCUCACCAGCUGACACAUCCACACACAGCACCACACCCACACAGACGGUCAGAGACAUGACCUCCUCCCAGUGCCCGUGUCUCGGUGACGUUUACCUUUCUUUGCGCCUGGGUCGCCCGCAAGUACGAUUGGCGGAUCUGAGACAGCAGCGGGACGGCCGUUGCCCGCGGCACACGUGCAAUGCUGCGGAGGGGCGUCAUGGCGACGUGAGACGAGCGGGGCAGGGUGGAGAUGGCGUGUGUGGACGACAGCCCGACGAUGACCAGACCGAUGAUGCCGCUGCGGAUGCCUUUCAUCGUGGGUACGGCGCAGAGAGGGUGUUCGCGCAGAUCAGGGAGGGGUUGGUGGCCUUGCAGAGGACGGAAGGAAGGAGAUGGCGGAGAGAUCUGAGGGCGGCAGAGCACGGACUGAAGGCUGCAAGGCCACCUUUUUU
Messenger RNA from Vitrella brassicaformis, 1186 nucleotides. The record is from the annotation of a GenBank genome assembly. Lineage: Eukaryota; Vitrellaceae.